AUGGGUUCUCUCAAGUCAGUCUACCAGAGCUUCUUGGCAAGCCCCAAUGCGUCUGCAUUGAACAACGAUGCCUCUCUCAACUACAUUACGACUCUUACCACCAUCAACACUGCCGCUGCCAUAAUCAAACAUCAUGCAGCACAUCAAAAGGUUCUCACAAAGAAAGAAGAGAAGGUUCUGAGCUGCAUUGAGGGCCGCGAUGCUUUGUGCCUGGAUGUCGAGACCACUUUGGAAUUCAUUACAGGUGGAGGGGCUUAUUUGCCCGGCUUGGAUGACAACUUCCUGGCGGACCGCGUCGUUACAUUCCCAAUGGUGCACAUCGUCCAUUUCGAUUCGACCCAGAAGAUUCAACAGGUCCGCCUAUACUGGGAUCAAGGAUCUCUACUCAAGCUCGUAGAUGUUAUUGGAUCUCGAGCAAGGAACUGGCCUAUCCGUGAUGGCAAAGAUCAGGCACGUCUGAUCGCUUCGAGUGCUGCGGUUAUUACUCAAAGCAAUGGCCCCACGCGUCCAGCCACGGAGAACGGUUCCUGCGACGCAGACCAUGCGGCUGUCACAACCAAGCCUAGAUCACAGAGCAAGAAUGUCACCAGAGACCCACAUGCCAGCUUAGCCCUCUUCGCGCCUCGUGAAGAAGAAGAGGACUCCUCGGCACCCGCCGCUGUCGCUCCUCGUGCCUCGGCCAAACCACCGCCCCGGGACUACCAUGACCUCUUCGUCGGUAACGAGUCCGACGCCUCGCCAAUCUCCAAGGAAAAGAUUAUAUCGCCCCAAAAGGAGAACAUGACCCUUGGCCCUAUCGCUCCCAAAGGUGGUGUUGGCAAAAAUUAUCAACCCUCUCGCUUGUUCGAGACCGACAACCCGCAGCCAGGAACUCCCGGCACGCCCAUCGAAUCUUCAGCGAAAUUCAUCAAACCCGAUCCCAAUAAAUACAACCAUUUCGAAUUCGGCGAUGGAAACGAGAAACAAAUGCCAAUGGCAGCUCGGCCCAAAUCUAAGCACCAAAACAACUGGGACUUCGCAGAUGUCAUGACCCCUGACAAGGUUCCCAUCAAAGUCCGAGGCCAAGACGUCCGUCACUUCGGCUGGAGUGACGAUGAACCUGUGAUGGAUAGCCCAGUCAAGCAUCCUGCUGUAGCCAAAGCGCGUCCUGAUGCCAAUACAAACUUCGAAUUCCAAGAUGAUGAUACUCCCGGAGGUGAGCGGGGUCCAGAUCAUCAUCGCGGUCAGGCUAACGCGAAGGGCUUUGGAAUGUAUCAGAACAAUGUUUUCGACGAAAGUGAUUUGCCACACAGCCCAGAGAAGAAGGGCCAUCCAUUGGCCAACCUAGAGGAUAGACGCAAGAACUUCGAUCCCCAUUUCAGCAUGACAGAUGAUGCUCCCUCUCAUUCAGCGAAUGUUGACAAGCAGCCGAUCCCGGAGGCCAGAGCGAAGGUGAUUCAACAAAUGGGUGCGCAGUGGGAAGCUAGCGGCCAAUCGCCAGUAAGUCGCCACCCGACAAGCAAAAUCGAAGAUGUAAUCAACCCAACCUCUGGAGACAAGGAAAACUUUCUGAAUGGAGGCGGCAACAAGCAUGUUGGUAUCAAGAGCGGCGGCGACGGCAUGGGAGGGAAAAAGGGAGCCGGACGCUCGUGGGGCUUUGGAGACGAUUCUCCUGGCCCUCAACCCGCUAGUAAGAACGAGAAUCGAAUCAACCCGGUUUCUGGGGACAAAGAGAACAUCUCGAACGGAGGUGGCAAGAAGCAUGUGGGCAUCAAGAACGGUGGAGAUGGCAUGGGCGGGAAGAAGGGGGCUGGACGUGCCUGGGGCUUUGGGGAUGAUAGUGAUGAGGACGGCGUUGGAGGCAGGAAUGGUGGCAAGUUCCAGGCUUCGAAGAUCCAACAGGCCCCGAAGGAUAGUGGGUUUUGGGAUUUUUGA
This is a messenger RNA of Letharia columbiana, 1914 nucleotides long. RefSeq lists its product as uncharacterized. The record is from RefSeq and is a predicted model, not a curated record. The transcript has 2 exons. NCBI's taxonomy places the organism in Eukaryota, Fungi, Ascomycota, Lecanoromycetes, Lecanorales, Parmeliaceae. Bases 1 to 1914 code for a protein of 637 amino acids.